Parnassius mnemosyne (clouded apollo) is the source of this 1395-nucleotide messenger RNA. NCBI's taxonomy places the organism in Eukaryota, Metazoa, Arthropoda, Insecta, Lepidoptera, Papilionidae. The record is from the annotation of a GenBank genome assembly.
AUGCUUCAGAAUUCAACGCAAUGUACCUCAGGGUCCUUCUUAAGCGUUAUGAUUUCUCUCCUAUCGAUGUACUUUGAGACCCCUCCCGUACCGAACAUAGAUCUGAACGAAUGGUGGGGUCCAGAGUGUUUGCAGGGGCAUCAAGAUACAAGCAUCAGACUUUUUAGAAUAGAAUUUAAUGAAUCGAUGAUUGAGGAUCUCAGACAUCGUUUGAGGAACACUCGACAGCUCACACCACCCUUGAAAGACUCGGGAUCAGAAUACGGGUUCAACACUUACGAGAUACCCGGCUGGCUGCAAUACUGGGCGGAGGAGUACCCAUUUCACGAGCGAGAGAGGAUGAUAAAUCGAUAUCCCCAAUACAGAACCAACAUACAGGGUCUUAAUGUACACUUUGUGCGAGUGACGCCUGAGGUUCCUCCAGGUGUUGAGGUGGUUCCAUUGUUAUUGCUUCACGGUUGGCCGACCAGUUUUCUGGACUUCUACGAGCUAAUACCAACCCUAACUACAGUCAGUAAAGACAGAGGCUUUGCUAUAGAGGUCAUUGCUGCCAGUCUACCCGGUUUCGGAUUUUCUGAGGGUGCGGUUAGACCAGGUUUUGGAGCAGACAAGAUAGCGGUUGUCUUAAGAAACCUAAUGCAUCGACUUGGCCAUAAGAAAUUCUACGUACAUGGUGCUGAUUGGGGGUCGGUGGUUGCUAGUAAUAUAGCAACUUUCUUUCCACUAGAAGUUCUUGGCUACCACAGUAGUAUGCCUUCAAACAACUCACCGAUCGCCUUAAUACUAAGACUUAUUGGCGCAGUUCGCCCUUCACUAGUGGUGAGACCAGAGUUAGAGGACCGCAUGUAUCCCCUCUAUACGCAGCUCGAUAAAAUUCUGAAGGAGUUCGGAUAUUUCUAUAUUCAGGCAACUAAACCAGAUACUGUGGACAUAGCACUGACAGAUUCACCCGCUGGUCUACUAGCGUACUACUUUGAAAAGAUUUCGGUCGCAACCCGGAUCUACUACCGUUAUAUGGCCGAUGGGGGACUCAAGAACCAUUUCACACGGGAACAGCUGAUCGACAACCUCAUGAUGUACUGGGUGCCCAACUCGAUUGCCACAGCCGGCCGGAUCUAUGCCGAAUCAAACAGCUUAAGAUAUUUUAGUUUGCAGAUUUAUAGCAUCCCAUCAGAGGUGCCAACUUGGAUAAUGCAAGCUAAAUAUGAAAUCUCUUACAUUCCGCCCUGGAUGUACCAACUUAAGUACCCUAAUCUCCUCAAUGAGACAGUAUUGGAUACUGGCGGCCACUUCCUGGCCCUCGAGCUACCUCAUGUACUAGCAGAGGACAUUUUGCAAGCUAUGAUCGAAUUUCAACGUUGGCAUGAACAACAUAAGGUUCAUAUUGAGUUGUAA